Molecule: messenger RNA, 1941 nt
Organism: Linum tenue
Lineage: Eukaryota; Viridiplantae; Streptophyta; Magnoliopsida; Malpighiales; Linaceae
Source: the annotation of a GenBank genome assembly
UUACAUAAAUAUCCUCAGUGGUUAAAAAAAUUACGGCGAGUGAACCUCGCCGCGCGCACGAGUUUUAGACCGUGUGGCCGUGUGGGUGUCAGUCAGUUAACGAGUUUCCGACUCACACGAGUUCGAAUGCGCUGCUCAGUUCUGUCUCUCUCUCUCCCACUGUAACAAAAAAGAAGGAAAAAAUCGCCUUUUCCGUCCUCCGCCACCGGUUUAGGGUUGCAAUCAAACCGUCUCCGAAUUCCCGGCAAACCGGCAGCUCGACCAUUGCUGGACAUUUCCUGUCACCGGAGAUCGGCGGCAAAGCGAACAGCAUAUUGACGUCCAGUGCGAGUUUCUUCUCUCUGUUUCGGUUAGGGUUUUUUUCAUGUUCCCGUUCAUCGUCGUCAUCAACUGUGAAUCAGUCGCUUUCAUGUCUUGUGAAUGGAGAUUAUCGCUUUCUCUUCUCAGCCUUUCCUCAUAGCCUCCUCCGUCACUCUCCUGUCGCUCUUGCUCACUGUCCUCUCUCUCCUCCGGUUGAAGUCGCCCAGAAAAUCGCGCCAUCCUUUGAAAUCGUCGUCGUCGUCUUUGACCCGGGAUUCUGGCUGUUCCUGUGAUCGAACCGUCGGGAAUUCGGACUCUGCCGCUUCUAGAGUGUACUUGAACGGGGUAGGUGACGCGACGGGUGAAAUGGUAGUGGCUGCUGGCGAAAAGGCGGCGGUGGAGAGGCAGUGUGGGGCGUCAAUGAUGGAGCAGCUAGUUCCGGAGAUCACGACCCACGCCCUGAGUUAUUUGGAUUACCCGAGCCUGUGUAGAUUGUCCAUGACUAAUUCGUUGAUGCGUAAGGCUGCAAAUGACGAUAAUGCUUGGAAAGCUCUUUAUCACAAGGAUUUUACAUUGGAACAAGUUAGCGUUACGCCUGUUAAUGGAUGGAAAGCUUACUAUGCAGCUACAAGAGCCAUUGUCAAUCUGAAUGCAGAAUUCUUCAGCAUCAUCAGAGAAAGUUCUCUCCAAGAAAUGAGCCGUUUCUGGCUUAAUGCAGAUUAUGUGAAGUGCAUUCAUGCAUCAGGGGAACUUUUUUCAGGAAAGGUAGCUUGGAUAUUCGCUGAACCAGCGUGUCUUAUGGGCUCCCUAUCUCUAUUACUUUCUCUUUGUGUGUGUUGCCCAGGAAAGUUAUCCAUCGCCUUCUCGUCAUGUUUUCAAAUCCAACUUACCUCAUCAGCUUUUGUGUGUCUAUUCCUGUUUGAUUGAGAACCACUUUAGCUAAAACUGGGAAGACUACUUGUUGUGCCGUUGGAUUAGGUACAAUGCCGUGAUACAGAGCUGGCAGCACGCGUUCAACUGGGAGCAAGGAGUCGACUUUCAGGUUCGAGACGUGCGGGUUCGGGUCCUAACUGACACGGCCUGGGUUACGAUGAAAUCGUAUGUUGAGUUAGAGACCGGGCCGUUUCACGUGACCAAUGUGUUUGAGUUCCACAAUGGGAGGUGGUACAUGGUGCAUCAUCACAGCUCAGCGGACCAGCAGAUUAUGCAUCCGUAAAUUAUGAGUCCAAAAUGAGGAAUAUAUCGGGGAGUGAUAGCUUUAACAGUAGCUGGAUAAAUAGAUUGAUUGUUAGGGGGUUGGUUGUUCUUGCUAACUCUUCUUAUUAUUCUUUUAUGGGUUUCUGUGUUUUGGGCUGGGGGGAAUAUUGAUCUGUGAAGGACGAAGUCAUUGGAAGGUCCUUUUUCCUUUGUCAAAUCCAAUUUUGGUGUUUAUUUGUGGUUAAAUGGGAAAGGGACACCAAUGUUUCUUCUUUGUUCGUCUUUUUCUUUUUUCCUCUUGGUGAAGUUCCUUGGGCAAGUUAAUUGUAUGGAAUGGAUAGAGGGUAAGGAAGUGUUAAUAGCAGUAAAGAGUUGUUAUUGAGAAGUACAAAGUUGGGAAGGAAAGGGUCUGCUCGUUGAGGAUAAGAUGAUGAAUGGCAUUGA